This is a messenger RNA of Stomoxys calcitrans (stable fly), 993 nucleotides long. RefSeq names its product juvenile hormone acid O-methyltransferase. The coding region runs from base 1 to 993 and encodes 330 amino acids. Gene Ontology annotation, molecular function: S-adenosylmethionine-dependent methyltransferase activity. NCBI's taxonomy places the organism in Eukaryota, Metazoa, Arthropoda, Insecta, Diptera, Muscidae. The transcript is spliced from 4 exons. The record is from RefSeq and is a predicted model, not a curated record.
AUGGCCGCCAGUGCUAGUAAAGCCAUUGUGAUGAUUGAUGAGAUAGGCAGUUUAAAAAACUGCAUUGCCGCCAUCGAUGAAGAAUCGAUGGAUGAACAAUCGAAUCCAGAAUGGGCCAUGAAUUUCUCGCUAUUCAUAGAAAAGUUUAGAGUGGUUUACAUGAAUCUACCGGCUUUAUAUCACAAAUCUCAUGCAGCUCCUAAAAGGGAUGUGGGGCAGCUUAUACAGGAGUACUCAAGCAAAUGGAAGUGGCGUUUAGAUGGAGCAGACUCGCUUAUCGAUGUGGGUAGUGGUCCUGGCGAUGUUCUCAUUGAUUACAUCUAUCCUUUAAUGCCGCCGAAUUUUACAAAAAUCAUUGGCAGUGACAUCUCAGCAGAUAUGGUAGACUAUGCCCAAAGAUUUUAUCAUUUUGUGGAAAAAUGUGAAUUUCUAACUCUGGAUAUAGGCUCGCCAAAGCCCUUGCCUCAAGGUUUGCAAGGUCAAUUUGAUCAUGUGACUUCUAUGUUAUGUCUACAUUGGGUUCAAAAUCAUAGAUUGGCCUUGAAUAAUAUGUUCAAACUCCUAAGACCCUCAGGUGGUGAUUGUUUUCUUAUAUUCAUGUCCAGCCAUACAAUUUUUGAUGCUUACCUGCAUAUUAACAAAGAUCCCAAAUGGUCACCUUAUAUAACAACGGAUGUUCAACGAUUCGUCUCACCUUUGCAUGGCUGUGAUCAAACGAGAGAUGUGUUCACUCAAAUGAUGGAGGACGAGGGAUUUUGUGAAAUUGAAGCAGAUCUAAGACCGCGGUCGAUUAAUUAUGGUACUGUGGAGAAUUUUAAAGAAAAUAUCAAGUCCGUCUGUGGCCUAAUAGAUUUUAUACCAAAAUCCAAGCAAGAUGAAUUUAUGGAUGAUUUUGUAGCCGCCAAAACGGGAGAUCUUAGCGAUUCGCAAUCGAAAUGUAGCAUGAAAUAUGACCUACUGAUUGCCUACGGAAGAAAGACGGUCACAAUAUGA